UCCAAUUUUGCUUAAACCCUAAACCCCAUAGCUGGACUGAAUACUCUGCUCGGCGGUCUGAACUCUGAAGUCGUAUCUUUAACAAUGGGGUUUUUCGAUCUGAACAUCCCUUACGAGACCUCGCAAUCAUCCAAGGCUACGCGGAUGAAGCUCGUAAUCAAGGCCAUGGAGCUCGGCUACAGCGGCGUCGCUUACAAUCGGAUGAUGAGAGGCGUGAUGUCCGAUCACGACCGGUGCUCUAUCCCGCUCUUGUCUUUCUCAUCUCUACUUAGUCUCGUUCCUUCUCUCGCAUCCUCAGUCAGUUUCCACCGUGAGCUGCUCGGAGUUCCACGCAACACGCCCUUCCGUCAGUACACUCGUCUGACGGUCUGCGUGGAUAGUCCGGCGCAAGCACAGGUGCUUAAUAGCGGGAAUCCUAUCUUGAAGAGCUAUGAUGUUGUGGCUGUGAGGCCGACGAAUCAAGUUGCAUUCGAUCAUGCAUGUGAGAAGUCGGAGGUGGACUUGAUUGCUAUUGACUUCUCAGAGAAGCUGCCUUUCAGGUUGAAGAUGUCAAUGGUUAAAGCUGCGGUUGAGCGUGGCGUUUAUUUUGAGAUAAUGUACUCUGACCUUAUUGCGGAGAGAAGGCAGAUGAUUCCCAAUGCUAAGAUGUCCUACAUGUUUCUUAACUUCCAGUUAUUGGUUGAUUGGACGCGGGGCAAGAAUCUCAUUUUUUCUAGUGCUGCUUCUUCAGUAAAUGAAAUUAGAGGGCCAUAUGAUGUUGCAAAUUUAUUAUCGAUGUUGCUUGGCCUCUCUAUGGAACGAUCCAAAGCAGCCAUUUCCAAAAAUUGUAGAAGUCUUCUAACUAAUUCCUUAAGGAAAAGGAACUUCUACAAGGAAGCUAUCAGGGUGGAGCCUUUAUCAAAUGGACAAACAUCCGACUCAAAGAAUCCCUUUUCUGCGGAUUGGCUUAUGUGGGAUCCCAUCUCUAGUGGGGAAGGUGAUUUACAGUUAGAUGAUGUGCCAGUGGCAGUGAAGGCGUCAAAAACCAUGAAAGCAAUUGACUUCGAUUCAAUUAUUGAUAACACCUCUUCACUUGGUGGACGCUUUCAGAUGGGUUCCACGUCCCUCGUGUUAACUCCCACUACUGUUGAAGUGCCUGAGAAGCUUGAUGGAGAUCAUCCCUUGACUUGUCAGAUUUCAGAUGCACCAUCACAAAAUCAAAUUUCUGGUUCUGAAAACUCUCAGGAAGUCAGUUUACCCGAUGCUGAGACAAUAGCUAUUUCUUCUUCUAAUGAGAUUAGGAGCCCAACAAGCACCGGCGGGAAAGAAGCUGCAAUCUUGGAUGGCUUAGGGAACUCAGUUUCGCCAGCUAAAACUGAAGGAUAUGAUUCGCCUUCACAAAAAAUCUCCUCUCUAUCAAAUUCUCAAAAUGAUAAUACGGUCUAUCGCACAUCUGUGAUGCCUAUUGAGGUAUCUGGGAGCACAGACGUUCUUUCUCAAAUUGACAAGUCUACAAAGUCGCAAGACUUUGACAUUGAAUUGCAUGCAAAGAUUGUUGUUCAUCAAGAUAUUGAGGCGAUCUUAGAACCCCAGAAAGAUGCACAGGAUUGCACGAAUCCUUCAGGCACUGAACUGAUUGAAUCUGAAAACAAUACAGUUUCAGUUGAGAAUAAGGUUUCUCUCCCUCUAUCGUCCGACAUCAUUCCUAGGGAUGCUUCACGAACUGCAAAUUAUAGUUCAAUUGUAGAUGUUCAAAUGAAGGAGGUAGAGCAGACAGAAGUCAACAGAGAUAUUAUCCUGCUUUCAGAUGAUGAUGUUGAAGAUGACUCUCAAGUUGCAAGUUUUCUGCCCUCUGAGGAUCAGAAUUCUCAAGAACAACACCAUGGAAAGGGUGAAGGCAAAAAUUUGACCUCAGUGCCAUCUUCAGGCAUUGGUUCUUUUUGCCGAAUGAAGGAAGAACGAGAGCAAAAUUGAAGAAAACGAUGGGGUUACUACCUUUCAAGCGGUUGUUGCAUCCUAUAGCCUUCAAGAAGAAAGGCAGGAGAUCUGAGCACAGAAGGAUGUUGGCAUAGUUGGAAAUGCAGUCGGCACAACUGUAAGAUUGCAGUACAGGUUAAGCGAAAUUUCCCUGUAUUCUCUGUUUUCAUUUUUAUUUAGUAAAGCCGACAAAAUGGCUUAUCUAGCCGAUAGAUUCGUGACACAAGAUUAUAUGAAGUAGCGAACUCUGCUAUAUUGCAUUCAUGAAACAAGAACAGUAGAGGCCAUGAAGCCCUUUGAUACUUAAAAGAUUAG
Linum tenue is the source of this 2271-nucleotide messenger RNA. NCBI's taxonomy places the organism in Eukaryota, Viridiplantae, Streptophyta, Magnoliopsida, Malpighiales, Linaceae. The record is from the annotation of a GenBank genome assembly.